Messenger RNA from Saitoella complicata NRRL Y-17804, 692 nucleotides. RefSeq lists its product as uncharacterized. The record is from RefSeq and is a predicted model, not a curated record. The transcript has 4 exons. The coding region runs from base 225 to 650 and encodes 141 amino acids. Lineage: Eukaryota; Fungi; Ascomycota; Saitoellomycetes; Saitoellales; Saitoellaceae.
ACGCAAUCUAAAAUAUAACCUCCAUCUCAACCUGGCCUUGCUCCCUUCAAACCAUAAUCCUGCCAGCAGGAGAACGGCCACCAUUCGACUUCUUUGCUCUAUAUCCCUACAAACCCUUCAUCCAUCAAGACUACCUUCGCACGACCUUACCCCUUUUUCUCCUGUCAGCAUUCAAUCAAGACUCUUUUCUUUGUUUACACGCGCAUAAAUAUCCUUCCUAUAGCAUGUCUUCCUUUCAGCACCUCGAUCGCCAUCUUGACCGCGUCCUCACCGUCGAUAUCCCUGGAGCUAAUACGAAGGCUAUCACCUACAGCCCGCCUCCUCUACCCAAGAAUGCUCGUUACCUCACCACAAACGCUGAGAUUUACAAUUACGUCUCCGACAUGUGCCAGCGUCAUCAGAUCCCUUUCCCAGUCGACCAUGGGGAGAUUCUAUACUUCAAUGGGAGUCCGCUCCGCUCUACGGAGACCGGAUUGAGGUUAUACGUGCUCAUGUUGAAGAACGCCAGCGAGAAGAGAGAUAGCAACCGUGUUGAUGAAUUGGGAAGCCUUCUGGGAGGUAUGGGUGUUCAGUACGGUGGAUUUGAUGAGUUGAAUGAUAUUAUGGGGGAUGUGUCAUUGGGGAGCUCGAGCUCGUUGGAGAGUCCAUGAGCCGUGGGAGUAUUGUCGGAGUCUGCGCUGAGCGAGCUUUUC